This is a messenger RNA of Anopheles nili, 883 nucleotides long. RefSeq names its product transmembrane inner ear expressed protein. Lineage: Eukaryota; Metazoa; Arthropoda; Insecta; Diptera; Culicidae. Bases 248 to 631 code for a protein of 127 amino acids. The transcript has a single exon. The record is from RefSeq and is a predicted model, not a curated record.
AACGGUGGAACUAGGAGUAACGUUUAUCCAUUCGCACCCACACAGCGACGACGGUGGAGCUACGGGAAGGAUUCAAAAGGCUCGAUUUGUACACUUGAGACAGUUGCAAACUCGUCACGUCACGAGUGGGAGUGAUAGCGCAGGUCGUAAAGGUGGUCUUUUAAUCUUACGUUCCAAUUGCUUGUUUGGAUUCGAACGAUUGGAUAAAAACGGCAAGAAGUAAAAGGAUACAACACAUCUGGCCGUGAUGGUUGAUGAACUGAGCGUUGAAACCGAGGCGGAAGCUAUUCUAGAAACAGAAUGGUUUUUUGGAAUGCGUGUGUGGGAGUUGCUGCUGCUUUCCUGUGGGUCCGUGCUCGGGGUCGUAAUCAUGCUGUGCUGUUGCUUCCGCUUUAGAAUCCCGAGAACCAAACAGGACAUCGAAGCGGAUUAUCAUCGAAAGAAGCUCACGCGAAAGUUUCGCGAACGGCUCGACUGCAUGAACAAUGCCGACAUCGACGAGAUGGACCUCGUAAAAGCUCUCGAGUGGGUACGAGAUAACUAUCAGGCGGUCCAGGACAAAUUAGCUAGCAAGGAAGUGACCGAGAACAAGGACAAUCAAGCAAUCAUUACAGUUUGCGAUAAUGUUUGAGCGAUAAUGUGUGGUAGCACCAUAGCUGACGCUGAUAAACGCAUGUUAAGCGUUCGAAGUCCUUGCACCGUUGAAAUGUGGGAUUGUUUGCUUUGUCGUGUUUUGCAUCCUUCCAAUUCAUACCAGUUAUUUCUGUAAGGAAUAUAUUUUUUUGUAAAGCUACUUCUUUUGCAACGGGAAUUAUUGCUGCGACAGCAGACUGUGUAAUUUUACCAUUUCCUGUAUACUAAAUAGAAAAUGCGUUAUACUAAA